Molecule: messenger RNA, 1545 nt
Organism: Caenorhabditis bovis
Lineage: Eukaryota; Metazoa; Nematoda; Chromadorea; Rhabditida; Rhabditidae
Source: the annotation of a GenBank genome assembly
AUGAGAAAAGAGAGCCCCUCCCAAUUGCAGGAGGAGGACGACGGCGGCGAGAUCGGCGUCGUCGAGACGAAACAGAAGCAUCCGCGUCGGUUCAGUCUUGUGCAUCAGGCGAGCUGCGAGACCCAACACCACAAGGGCGUCCGGCGGCAGAACACGUUUCAGCAUCGCAAACAGCUCAGCGACGAGAUGCGCGGUCAGAAGAUAUUCCAACAGUUGAACGACGAGGGCGUCGAGGUGAUCUGGGCGGCGAACAACGGCGAGAUCGCGUUCUCGGCCGUCGUCUCGUCGACGACGCCGCUUCCGCACUUCGUCGCCGACGUCGUCGCCUCGUUCGCGUCGGCCGGCGUCCGAAUCGAGCACAUCGAGUCGCGCGAGUCUCGUCGCGUCGCCGCUUUCGAUUUGCUCGUCGAUUGUCGCGCGACGAAGAAGCAGCUCGUCGAGGCCGCCUCGCAGCUCACGAGCGUCCAUCGCGGUCUCACCGCGUUCGCCAUCUAUCGCAAAGAUCCCCAACAACAAGGCAAGUCGCACUGGUUUCCAACGCACAUCAGCGAUCUCGACAUGUGCUCGAAUUGCCUGACGAAGUAUGAGCCGACGACCGAUCCAAGGCAUCCAGGUCACGGCGACGAAAAAUACAUUGCGCGUCGCAAUUAUCUCAACGAUCUCGCCAAACACUAUAAACACGGCGACGAGAUUGAUAUCGUCGAUUAUACCGAAGAGGAGCACGCCACGUGGAAAGCGGUCUACGAGAAGCUGCUCACACUGCACGAAUCGCACACGUGCAACGUCUAUCGCGAGAAUCUGCGAAUGCUUCAAUUGGAAGGUGUUCUGACGGCGGAUCGGAUUCCUCAGAUUCGAGACGUCAACAAAUUUUUGCAGCGCAAAACUGGAUUCGUUUUGAGACCUUGCAGCGGUUUGCUGUCGGCGCGCGACUUUCUCGCGUCGCUGGCGUUCCGCGUCUUCCAAACCACCACUUAUCUUCGUCACAGCGGAAGUCCCCAUCAUUCGCCGGAACCCGAUUUGAUUCAUGAGCUUCUUGGACAUGUGCCGAUGUUCGCCGAUCCGAUACUCGCGCAAAUGUCGCAAGACAUCGGUUUGAUGAGCCUCGGCGCCAGCGACGAGAACAUUGAGAAACUCGCGACAGUUUAUUGGUUCAUCGUCGAGUUCGGGUUGUGUAAAGAGGAUGGCAAGUUGAAGGCAAUCGGCGCCGGACUACUAUCAGCAUAUGGAGAGCUCAUUCACGCGUGCUCCGAUGCUCCGCAACACAGAGAUUUCGAUCCGCAAGUGACCGCGCUGCAAACUUAUGAGGAUUCCGAUUAUCAACCUCUCUAUUUCGUCGCCGACAGCAUUCAUGAUGCGCUUUCAAAGUUGAGAAAAUUCGCCUCCUCAAUGGACCGCCCAUUUUCGGUCGUCUACGAUCCAUUCACCAAAUCUGUCGAAACCGUCAAGUCAAGCGCCGACCUUGAAAAAGCGUUCGGUCGACUUUCCAACGAUCUAAGCGCAAUUACGCACGCCGCUGAUCGCAUGAAGAUCACAAUUAGCAAGUAG